This is a messenger RNA of Anopheles nili, 1761 nucleotides long. It is a transcript of the gene Elp3, whose product is annotated as elongator complex protein 3. Gene Ontology annotation, molecular function: acyltransferase activity, transferring groups other than amino-acyl groups; iron-sulfur cluster binding. The coding region runs from base 67 to 1713 and encodes 548 amino acids. Gene Ontology annotation, biological process: tRNA wobble base 5-methoxycarbonylmethyl-2-thiouridinylation. Gene Ontology annotation, cellular component: nucleus; elongator holoenzyme complex; cytoplasm. NCBI's taxonomy places the organism in Eukaryota, Metazoa, Arthropoda, Insecta, Diptera, Culicidae. The transcript has 3 exons. The record is from RefSeq and is a predicted model, not a curated record.
CGUUGCAAACACAAACGUAUCUUGUGGCGUAGUUUGUUCUGCUCAUUAUUGAAGGAUUACAUUAUUAUGACGAAAAAGAAACCCUUAGGGGUUGGACUAAGUCGCGAUGAACGGAUGCUCAUCGUGGUCGGCGAAAUCAUACAGGAGCUGCUGAAGGCACAUCACGAAGGAAAGGAUGUAAACCUGAACCGAUUGAAAACUCGUAUAUCUUCAGAUUAUGGAUUAGAAUCUGCACCUCGCCUGGUGGACAUUAUUGCAGCCGUACCACACGAGGCUAAAUCUAUCCUUCUACCGAAACUGCGAGCGAAACCGAUUCGAACAGCGAGUGGUAUUGCAGUUGUUGCCGUUAUGUGUAAGCCACAUCGUUGUCCGCACAUCAACAUGACGGGAAACAUUUGCGUGUACUGUCCCGGUGGACCGGAUAGUGAUUUCGAGUAUUCGACACAGAGCUACACUGGCUACGAACCGACAUCGAUGCGUGCGAUUCGUGCACGGUAUCAUCCUUUCCUGCAAACCCGUCAUCGAGUAGAGCAACUCAAGCAGUUGGGCCAUUCCGUCGACAAGGUGGAGUUCAUUGUUAUGGGUGGAACAUUCAUGUGUCUGCCUGAGGAUUACCGAGAUUUCUUCAUUCGAAAUCUACACGACGCCUUAUCGGGGCAUACGAGCUCAAGCGUCGCGGAGGCGGUUAAGUAUUCGGAAAAAUCCCACACCAAGUGCAUCGGCAUUACGAUUGAAACGAGGCCUGACUACUGCUUGAAACGGCACCUUUCGGAUUUGCUCGCGUACGGGUGCACGCGCCUGGAGAUCGGUGUUCAGUCCGUGUAUGAAGACGUCGCACGGGAUACAAACCGUGGCCACACGGUGAAGGCGACCUGCGAAAGCUUCCAAAUGUCGAAGGACGCAGGCUUCAAGGUAGUUUCGCACAUGAUGCCCGAUCUGCCCAAUGUCGACAUAGAGCGUGACAUUGAUCAGUUUGUUGAGUUUUUCGAAAAUCCCGAUUUCCGGGCGGAUGGAUUGAAGAUCUACCCGACGUUGGUCAUCCGUGGAACGGGAUUGUAUGAACUGUGGAAGACGGGACGCUAUAAGAGUUACCCACCGUCAACGUUGGUUGAUCUGGUGGCUAAAAUUCUUGCUCUGGUGCCUCCUUGGACACGUGUGUAUCGCGUACAGCGGGACAUUCCGAUGCCACUUGUCACAUCCGGUGUGGAGCAUGGAAAUCUUCGCGAAUUGGCACUGGCACGAAUGAAGGAUCUCGGGACGGAUUGUCGCGAUGUGCGUACGCGCGAGGUGGGCAUACAAGAGAUUCACAAUAAAGUGCGUCCUGAUCAGGUGGAACUUAUCCGACGGGAUUACGUCGCGAAUGGUGGCUGGGAAACGUUCCUUUCGUACGAGGAUCCAAAACAGGACAUCCUGGUAGGAUUGUUACGAUUGCGUAAAUGUUCUCCGGACACAUUCCGGCCGGAGUUGAUCGAUAACUGUUCCAUCGUUCGUGAGCUGCACGUGUACGGAUCGGUGGUACCGGUGAACGCACGUGAUCCUACGAAAUUUCAGCAUCAAGGAUUCGGGAUGCUGCUGAUGGAAGAAGCGGAACGUAUUGCGAGAGACGAGCAUGGUAGUAAGAAAUUGGCGGUCAUCUCCGGUGUGGGAACAAGGAACUACUACCGCAAGAUAGGUUAUGAACUUGAUGGACCAUACAUGUCAAAAACGCUGUAAAUGUAUGUUAAAUGCUAAACAGCAAUGGGCAUAAUGGCACAAUAAAAA